Didymella exigua CBS 183.55 is the source of this 2367-nucleotide messenger RNA. RefSeq names its product tetrapyrrole biosynthesis, uroporphyrinogen III synthase. The transcript has 3 exons. Gene Ontology annotation, molecular function: uroporphyrinogen-III synthase activity. The record is from RefSeq and is a predicted model, not a curated record. The coding region runs from base 1 to 2367 and encodes 788 amino acids. Lineage: Eukaryota; Fungi; Ascomycota; Dothideomycetes; Pleosporales; Didymellaceae. Gene Ontology annotation, biological process: uroporphyrinogen III biosynthetic process.
AUGGCGGAGCUCUCGAGAGGGCGGGUCCCAAUAUUAUUCCUCAAGACCAAGUCGGUACCGACCGAUACAUACGAAGAGCUGUUCUCUACCUGCGACAACAACCAAUAUGCGCCGGUGUUCGUCCCUGUCCUCGAACACAGGUUCAAGCGGGACGCCCUGGACAAUGUGCGCCAGCAUAUACUCAACCGAGGAUUGGUGCCGACAUCGCAAAAUGGUCUUGCAACAUAUGGAGCCCUGAUUUUCACCUCACAGCGGGCCGUAGAAGCCUUUAAUGAAGUUGUCGAAGGUAUUCGUGAAGAAGGCGUUCAUCCAGUCGACGAGUUGCUACCUGAAAGCUUGCCCCUCUAUGUCGUUGGACCAGCUACCGCGCGUGGACUACGCGCAUUGGAUUUACGUUGUCCUAUCCUAGGCGAAGAGACUGGAAAUGGGGAAGCCCUGGCAGGGUUCAUACUGGAGCACUACAAUACUCUGUAUCCUCAUGUCUCGAACCCCCCGAUCCUGUUCAUGGUGGGUGACAAGAGAAGAGACAUCAUACCGAAGACCCUGCAGUCGGAAAAGCUGCCUUCAGAUAAGAGCGCCAGAGUGAAUGAACUCGUGAUCUACGAGACAGGCGAAAUGCAGUCGUUUAAGACCGACUUCACCAGGAUAUGGCAGAAGAACGCAGGUAGCGGAUCGACACGCCAGUGGAUUGUGGUCUUCUCACCGACUGGCUGCCAGGCACUGCUUGAGAGUUUGAACCUGUUGGACGCUGCAACCGGCAAAAGCAAGAAGGACAACGGUUCCAGAGAUACCCGGAUCGUAACCAUUGGCCCCACGACCCGCGACUACCUAAUCACCGAAUUUGAUUUCACGCCUGAUGUCGUUGCUCAGAAGCCAAGUCCGGAAGGAAUUGCUGAAGGCAUAAGAGCAUACCUGAGGUCACAGCUCUCAGUCCAUCCAACUGACUCCUCUACAGUACUUUCCCAAUUCUACCCUUCACAUACCGGAUACAUCACCGUAAUGGCAGCCACACGCUCUUCGACCCAUAACGGCAGUGACACGUCGAGCCCAGCUAAGAACAACGAUGCUGCUGUAGCUGGGGCCAAGCGAAAGGCGGAGGCAGACGUCGACGCUGGGACAUCUCCCAAGAGAGGUCGCAAGGCGCCGAAGAACCAGCCAACAAUCGAUAGUAUGCUCGAGCACGAAGACAAUACCAAGGCCGACAAUGACGCUGAGAUGCGAGAAGCGGCACAGGAUGUGGUGAAGGAUGCCGAAAACGAAACGGACGAGAUUAAGUCGAGCGAGCAGCCAUUGAAGGAUAAAAGCGAAAAUGCUACCAAGGAAGAGGACACAGAUCAGAAGGACACCAAUGAUCAAGAAGGUGGUGGCAAGACGAAGCCGUCUUCUAAUAACAAGCCUGAGCAAGCGGUUGCGAAGGUUGAAACCAACGGUGACGGCGCAACGAAAUCGUCUUCUGACAACAAGGUCGAGCAAGUGGUUGCGAAGCCCGAAACCAAUGGUGACGGCGCAAUUGAGCUAUCAUCACAGCGUGAGAAGAAGAUGCCGUCCAAUAUUCUCGAGAAGGGAGUCAUCUACUUCUUCACACGCAACCGUGUCAGUGUCGACGAGGCUGAGAGUGUUGGCGACCUCCAGCGUACAUUCUUCGUGCUUCGACCUAUACCUGCAGGGGCCAGGCUUGGCGAUGGUGCUGUGCAAGACCUCAAGAACAACCGCCUGUUCGCGCUACCCAAGAAGGUGUUUCCCAAAUCUCACAACGACCGCUUCAUGGCGUUUGUGGAGAAGGCCAACACAAGCAUCCAGGACCUGAAGGACAACUUCUUCCAGGGGUCAGAGUACAACACCCAGACGCAAGGCACCCGCCGCAACGAUCCUGUCACACCGGUUGCAGAGGGUGUGUACCUCAUCACGCGCACCGACGACGCUACCACGCACCUCGUGUACUCUACCACUAUCCCGUCCGAGAUGGGUGAGGUUCAGGAGGAUCUUGGCAUCAAGGAUCAGGGCAGCUUCGUCAUCAGUGUGAAGAACCCGGAGCGAAGCGGCCCAGCGAACGCUUCUCUCCCUCAAAAACCCGACUUCUCCAAAGAGAUAAUCGAAGAGUUCCGCGGUCUUGCGUGGUCAGAGGUCAAGCCAAAGUACCUCGACCACGAGUACUGUCAGAUCCUGCUCAUCGGCGAGGACACCGACAAGGCCGUCGAGGCCACGAAGAAGAACGAGAGACACGGCAAGGCGACAGCGAAAGAAGAAAUUGAGCAGCUCGAGCACGAAGACGAGGUCCGUGUGCAGCACCUCAAAGGCGACGACUCAGUAUUCGAGGACCUGAAGAUUAGCAAAGACGACUACCCCAAGGUGCCGACCACCUGGUAG